Messenger RNA from Scylla paramamosain (green mud crab), 2950 nucleotides. Its product is annotated as glycine receptor subunit alpha-4-like. The coding region runs from base 797 to 2566 and encodes 589 amino acids. Lineage: Eukaryota; Metazoa; Arthropoda; Malacostraca; Decapoda; Portunidae. The transcript has 10 exons. Gene Ontology annotation, molecular function: chloride channel activity; transmembrane signaling receptor activity; transmitter-gated monoatomic ion channel activity involved in regulation of postsynaptic membrane potential. Gene Ontology annotation, cellular component: neuron projection; plasma membrane; synapse. The record is from RefSeq and is a predicted model, not a curated record. Gene Ontology annotation, biological process: signal transduction; chloride transmembrane transport; nervous system process.
CCCACCAACCGCGCUGGGUGAAGGGUGUUGCUUGCAUCUCUCCUGCUCACAAAGACUAGAGGCUGAGCAAGUAUUUUCGUGACGUUGAGAAGAAAACGAAGCAAAUCGCUCUCUUAUCUGGAACAAGUGUGAUAGACUAUAAACUUAUCCAUAUCCAAAUGACUAAAAGUGACCGUAUUUAGACAAUGAAUCUCAAAAGGAGGCUUCACAUAUUCAUACUCGAAGCCUACGAAGCCCUGAGGUGACUGAAGAAAUUUCGAACCAUUCAAGGAUUCGAAUACGAGUAAGGAGGAGAAACCCGACUGCAGACAAGACUAAUUAAAUUGAAUAAAAAAGCGAGAGAAAGCGAGACCGUUAAAUUGCCUCGCCGAACUUGAGUGUUCAACUGACUGGAAAACUAAGGGUCGCUGGAAGUUGUGGGGAGGAAGAAGAAAAAGAGGAUUACACACACACACACACACACACACACACACACACACACACACACACACUCCCCUCCAACUUUACAUUACCAAGACCUCCAGCGCGACCCCCCACUAGACCCAUCCUACCGAGACAAGGCAAGACACACAAGAGGCGGCAGGUCUAUUCCAGCAACACGUGAGGAGAGGACCAAUGUCUGUAACACUACACAGUCUGAAGACCCAUAGAAAACGAAGACUUUUCCCCUUGACAUGGUGGAACAAGUGAGUGGCGACGUGGCUUAGUCCCCCGUGUAAACUCUCUAGAAGUUCCUGACGGGGGCGCCGCUCCUGACAGCAGCAGCACGACCACCACCACCUUCAUAUCGUCCAUCAUGCUUCCCCGCGUCCUGCUCCUCGCUCUGAUCCUGACGUCAGCUUCCACACAAGAUAUCUCGGGAUACAGAAAUGAUGGUAGGGCUGGCAGCGAUGUGAGCGAGGAGGACGCCACCGGCGGCGUCAUUGACAGUAGUGCUGACGGAGUGAUAAGAGAAGGAAGUAGUGUCAGUGGAAGAGGAGAUGGAGCAGGAAAGGAAGCAUCAGUACCGCCACCACCGCCAGCAGGAGGAAGGGGGAGAGGCGGCCCCAGGAAGUAUAACAUUCCCAGCAGUGAAUUGAAGAAGCUUGACCAACUGUUUGUUUCCGAGGACGACAAGCUGACGUAUGAUCGCCGCCAGACGCCUUCUUACACUGCAGGAUCGCCCACACGAGUCCAUAUCGAGAUGUACAUUCGGAGCUUCGGAUCAAUUAACCCGAUACAGAUGGACUACACUGUGGACCUGUACCUGAGGCAGAGGUGGCUGGAGCUGCGGUUUCUCAACAACUCCCUUACACGACCUGUGGAUCUCAACGAUCCAGUGUUGGUCAAGAUGCUGUGGAAGCCUGAGGUGUACUUUCCCAAUGCCAAGGAGUCUGACUUUCAGUAUGUCACUGUGCCAAAUGUUAUGCUGAGAAUCCACCCAGAUGGCACCAUCCUCUACAUCCUCAGACUGAAGCUGACAUUCUCCUGCAUGAUGGAUCUCUCCAGCUACCCACUAGACCACCAGACCUGCUACAUUCAGAUUGCCAGCUUUGUCAAGACCACACGUGAGCUGGAACUGACUUGGUAUGAGGACUCUCCCCUCAAGAUGUACCGGAGACUGAAGCUCCCUCAGUUUGAGAUGAAAGAGAUCAAGGCAGAUGUAUGUAAUCAGUCCUUCCAUAUUGGCAAUUAUAGUUGUCUGCAAGCUGCAUUUGAGCUUCGACGUAACAUUGGAUAUCACUUGGUGCAGUCCUACCUGCCCACCUCCCUCAUCGUGGUGGUGUCUUGGGUCAGCUUCUGGCUAGACGUGGAUGCCAUCCCUUCCCGUGUCACCCUGGGCGUCACCACUCUCCUCACUGUCUGCUCAGAGUCCACCUCUUUCAGAGACAAGAUGCCGACAGUGUCGUAUGUCAAAGCCUUGGACAUCUGGAUGGGUUCAUGCACAGCCUUUGUCUUUUUGGCACUGGUAGAGUUUACAGUUGUGAAUCACAUUGCUCGCCACCACCGCCGAUUUCUCAUCUGGGGUUCUGUAUACUGGCGAUCCAGGCUUUCCUCCAUCAACCAAAACCAAAGUCUUCUUCAACCGAAGCAAAAGAUGUCUGAUGGAGCAUCUUCUGUCAAGUGUUCUAAUAUUGGCGCUCUCUAUACCUGUGCCCAAAGGUCUUCCUACGGAGGCAAUGAUGAUGCUGGCAAGCAUACUCGCAAGAAAAUAGGCACACUUUCAACCGUUGAAGCUCAGGCAGAUGCCAGAAGGAACAUCACACAAAACACAACAGUGGAGACAGUGGAGUGUCACACCACCAGCUUUGCAAGUGGCUCACAAGAGAUGGGUCCUUCCAGUAGUGAUGGAGCAACCCUGAACCCUGACAGCUGUACAGGCCCUGGCUCAUAUGACCUUGAUGAUGAAGAUGAAGUGGUACAAAGUCAAGGUCUCAGUGAUGCAGGAAUCACCUGCCUGCCAUCACAUUGGCAGCAGGAAGCCCACAUAGCAAAACUUAUUGAUAAGAUUUGUCGGGCACUUUUCCCUGUCAUGUUCAUCUUCUUUAAUCUCAUUUAUUGGUUAUACUAUCAAGUCCUAACUUGAUCCAUUGGUAAGGAGUUUCCCUUUCAUAAGCUGUUCAUUGUUAUGACUUGAACCUAUAUCUGCAUAUGUACAUCACAGGUCAUGACCUCAAAGGGCCUGCUAGCCUCAUUCUUAAUCUCUUUACUGCCUCAAUAUACAUCAUGGAUUUUCUCAUGACAUUUGCAUAAUAUUCUCCUGAGGAGACAUGUAAUCCAAUGAUAAAACUCCAUGCUUGAAUUUGUAGCUCCACAUGACAUAUGUUAAAAAUUAAGGUUUUCUUUGCCAUUUGCAUGUUACUUUUUAAAUCAAAGACAGCAGUGGGCUCCUUUAAGGAUGAGAUGCUUGAGCAUCACUCUCUGUUUAAUACAGCAUCAUCUCAAGCAGAUAUCAGACACACUAUAGCAU